UUUAUGUAGGUGCACAUGCACCCUGCCAUCGCCCAUCGGAUUAGCUGUUAUAUAUGGACUGACUAUAAAAAAAACUAAAUUCUCUUCAUCAAGUGUUUAACGAACUUCUGAGUUACUAGUACUACUGCUAUAUCUAUACACAUUAUUUUUGUUCACCUGUAUCUUACUGAAGCAAACAAUGGCAUAUUACUUUUGCAGGUUUCUUAACUCGAAACCUCCCCAUAAAUCCUCCUCUCUGCUGCGUUCUUUGAACCAUAGUGUCCGAUCAUUCUCUGCACCUGCCAUGUCACCGCCCGCCACUGCAAUUGUAUACCAUCAAGAAGGUCCUCCUGAUUCUGUCACCAAAAUGGUGGAGCUACCUCCUGUUGAGAUUAAACAGAAUGAUGUUUGUGUUAAAAUGCUGGCUGCUCCUAUCAAUCCUUCUGAUAUCAACAGAAUCCAAGGUGUUUACCCCGUGAAGCCACAAAUGCCAGCAGUUGGUGGUUUUGAAGGGGUUGGAGAGGUACAUUCCAUAGGAUCUGCAGUAAAGGGUCUUUCUCCUGGUGAUUUGGUCAUUCCAUGUCCACCAAGUUUUGGUACAUGGCAGACAUAUGUGGUAAAAGAGCAGAGUGUAUGGCAUAAAGUUGAUAAUAGAACACCAGUGGGAUAUGCUGCUACGGUGUUUGUCAACCCUUUGACAGCACUAAAGAUGCUUGAGGACUUUGUGGAUCUGAAACAAGGUGACGCUAUUGUGCAAAACGGAGCAACAAGCAUGGUUGGUCAGUGCAUCAUGCAGCUUGCCCGAAUUCGUGGCAUCCGGAGCAUUAAUAUUAUAAGGGACAGGGCUGGAUCAGAUGCAGCGAGAGAAAAACUAAAGAGUCUUGGUGCUGAUGAAGUGUAUACAGAGAGCCAACUGGAAGUUAAAAAUGUCAAGAGUCUCCUGGGUCAUAUUCCUGAACCAGCUCUGGGGCUUAAUUGUGUUGGCGGAAAUGCUGCAUCAUUGGUCAUCAAAUUCUUGAGGCGAGGGGGAACCAUGGUCACAUAUGGUGGAAUGUCUAAAAAACCAAUCACUGUGUCAACGUCGUCCUUCAUUUUUAAGGAACUUUCCUUAAGAGGGUUUUACUUGCAGAAUUUUAUGACUUCUUCUAGAGCGGAAGAGUGCAAGAGUUCAAUAGACUACCUUUUAGGCCUCAUGCGUGAAGGGAAACUCACAUACGAUAUGGAAUUUGCCCCUUUGGAUGAUUUCCAUUUAGCACUAGAUAAAUCACUUGGAAAGCUUGGAAGCCAACCUAAACAGGUCAUCAAAUUUUAACAGGGAUGCCAUGUUGGAGAUAUAUGCCUUUCUAGAUUGAGAAAGACAGAGGCAGUUAAAGGUUAAAAAAAUGUGGGAUCAUGUAAAAAGUGUGAUUGUGCCAUUGUCAAUCCUGUGCCCAGGCAGCUUUAAAAAAAUAAAUAAAAAAAUCCUGUGCCCAGGCACGGGUUGAGCCAUAUUUUACAGUAGUAAUUAGCUUUAAUCAGCUGUUUUUUUA
Daucus carota subsp. sativus is the source of this 1508-nucleotide messenger RNA. Its product is annotated as enoyl-[acyl-carrier-protein] reductase, mitochondrial. The record is from RefSeq and is a predicted model, not a curated record. Gene Ontology annotation, cellular component: mitochondrion. Gene Ontology annotation, molecular function: trans-2-enoyl-CoA reductase (NADPH) activity. The coding region runs from base 179 to 1291 and encodes 370 amino acids. Gene Ontology annotation, biological process: fatty acid metabolic process. The transcript has 10 exons. NCBI's taxonomy places the organism in Eukaryota, Viridiplantae, Streptophyta, Magnoliopsida, Apiales, Apiaceae.